Molecule: messenger RNA, 3876 nt
Organism: Endocarpon pusillum Z07020
Lineage: Eukaryota; Fungi; Ascomycota; Eurotiomycetes; Verrucariales; Verrucariaceae
Exons: 8
Coding region: 1-3876 (1291 amino acids)
Biological process (GO): transmembrane transport
Cellular component (GO): membrane
Molecular function (GO): ATP hydrolysis activity; ATP binding; ABC-type transporter activity
Source: RefSeq, a predicted model, not a curated record
AUGCAAGAUCCCGAAAAGUCCGUGCUUCCCGAAAAUCGCCUAUCCCAGAGCAGCGACACGGAGAAAAGAAGCAGCAUUCAGCAAGAUGCUACUGUGGUGAUAACUGCACCUCCUGGGAAUACUAUCGCCGAGGUCGACACUAAGAAGAAGAAGAAGAAGAAGAACGUAGGGUAUGGUUACUACGUGAAACUAUGGAGAUAUGCGACUCCGCUCGAUAUCACUUUACGGAUAUGUGGAUUCUUCGCUGCUUGCGGUGCUGGCGCCGCUCUACCGCUUAUGACUCUGGUAUUUGGUCAUCUCGUGGACGAUUUCAACGACUGGGGCCGGGGAGCACUCUCGCCGGAUCGAUUACAAGCAGCUGUGAACGACAAUGCGUUGUGGUUCGUUUAUCUCUUCAUUGGGAAAUUCACCCUCGUAUACAUCCAUACAACAGCUUUCACUAUAACCGCGACCCGGGCCACGCGUGCCAUCCGGCGGGACUAUAUCCGCUCCCUUCUACGUCAAGACAUCUCAUACUUUGACACUUGCACCCCGGGGUCCGUCGCAACCAGUAUAUCCAACAAUGCCGACAUGAUACAUGCCGGGCUGUCGGAGAAGGUUGGGGUCAUUAUUCAAGGCCUAGCAAUGCUCGUUUCGGCUUUCAUAGUUGCUUUUACAACUGGAUGGAAGCUUACGCUGGUCACUGCCACAACACUCCCAGCAGCUGUCAUUGCAGUUUCCAUCACGAUCGCCCUGGACGCUCGUCUCGAGGCUAAGAUCCUCGAGAUCUACGCAAAGGCUGGAGGGCUUGUCGAGGAAGCUCUUGGCAGCAUUCGCAUCGUGACCGCGUUCGGAGCAUAUGAGAAGCUAACCAAAAAGUACGACGCUUACUUGGAUAUUGCAAAGACCUAUGGCGUAAAGAAAGGACCUGUUCUGGGCACUCAGUACAGCUCAGAGUUCUUCAUGAUGUUCUGUGCCUAUGCUCUUGCAUUCUGGUAUGGGAUUCGUCUGCUCUUGCGUGGAGAGAUCGACAGUGGUGGCACGGUCACGACAGUACUCUUCUCUGUCGUGAUUGGAACAUCCUCGAUCACCAUGAUCGCGCCAUCCAUCGGAGAAGUGGCGAAAGCUAGUGCUGCUGCGAAAGCAGUGCUGGACUUGAUAGCACAAGAGCCUAAGAUCGACCCGGUUGGUAGCGAAGGCCUAAAACCAGAAACAAUUUCCGGACAGAUCACCUUCCAAGGCGUUUCCUUUUCCUACCCAGCGAGGCCAACUUUGAGAGUCCUGGAGGACCUCAGCCUCGAGUUUGAGGCUCGCAAAGUCACAGCGAUUGUCGGCGCUAGUGGUUCGGGAAAGUCAACCGUCGUGGGUUUGACAGAACGUUGGUAUGAUCCUCUAGAGGGCAGGAUCUGCGUUGAUGGACACGAUAUCAAGGACCUCAAUGUGCGAUGGUUGAGAAGCCAGAUAGGCCUUGUGCAACAGGAACCAGUUUUGUUCAAUGACACGAUUUACAACAAUAUCGUUCACGGUCUUUAUGGUACGGAGAUGGACGACCUGCCAGAGAUCGAAAAGCGAAAACUUGUUCAGAGCGCAUGUGUCGAGGCCAACGCGGAUAGCUUCAUUCAAAACCUACCUGAAGGCUACGACACGAAGGUUGGAGAGCGAGCAGGGUUCAUUAGCGGUGGCCAGAAACAGAGAAUUGCAAUUGCCAGGAGCAUCAUUUCCAACCCUAGGAUCCUUCUUCUGGACGAAGCAACUUCGGCGCUGGACCCGAAAGCGGAGGGCGUUGUACAGGCAGCCCUUGACAGAGUUUCUCAGACCCGCACCACCGUCAUGAUUGCACAUAAACUAUCUACUGUUCAGAAGGCUGACAAGAUCAUUGUCAUGAACCAGGGUCGUGUAGUUGAGCAAGGGACACAUGAGUCUUUGCUUGCAGCUGAAGGCGCUUACUCGCGUCUAGUCAAAGCCCAGAACUUGGAUGCAAUGGAUGACAGCGAAGACCAACUGGACUCUGACAAGAGCAAAGAAGCCAACACUGGUGGUCUGGACUUGGACAAGGUUCAAACGACCAGAUCGACAGUUAGCGUCAAAUCCGCGCUCAAAUCUGAGGACGUCUCUCGCAAGUUGUCCUUGUUCAAAUGCUUGAUCAUCAUCUUCUACGAACAGCGACGAGUGUGGCGGCUCUUGCUUGGCGGCUUGAUUGCUUCCGUUGCUGCUGGUGCGGUGUUCCCUGCACAAGCGGUGCUGUUUUCCAGAGUUGUUACGGUAUUCCAACUGCCUGAGAACCAAUUGGAAUCGCGAGGAAACUUCUGGUCUCUGAUGUUCUUCGUACUAGCUUUGGGCACGCUCUUCUCAUAUGCCUCGUUGGGAUUCUUUCUGACCGUCGCUGCGUUCCUGAUCACUCGAUUCUACCGCAGCGAAUACUUCAGUGCUAUGCUUCGGCAGGACAUUGCUUUCUACGACCUGGAGGGAAAUUCAUCCGGCGCUUUGACAUCUCGACUCUCGACAGAUCCACAAUGUUUGCAGGAUCUUGUGUCGUCCAAUCUUGGUCUAAUUUUGAUCGUUCUGGUGAAUCUGCUUGGCUCCUGCACUUUGGCUUUAGCUGUUGGCUGGAAGUUAUCCUUGGUCGCAAUUUUUGGCUGUCUACCUGCAUUGUUCUUUGCUGGUUUCAUGAGAAUGAGACUGGAGAUGCAAAACCAGGACAAAAAUGCAAAGAUCUACCAGGAGAGCGCCCGGUUUGCUUCCGAAGCGGUGGGGGCUAUUCGAACGGUCUCAUCCUUAACUUUGGAGACCAAGGUACUUGACAGUUAUGGGGAAAGGCUCAAUGACUCUGUCAGAAAAGCUUACAAGCAUACAAUCUUUUCCAUGGGCCUCUUCGGCCUGUCGGACAGCCUUGAUCUUGUCGCAAUGGGCCUGGCAUUCUGGUAUGGAGGGAGGCUUCUCUCCCAAGGAGAGUAUAAUGCGACCGACUUCUUUCUCAUCUUCGUCGCGAUUAUCUUCGGUGGCCAGGCGGCUGGUUUCCUUUUUGGCUUCACCCUCAAUACUACUAAAGCCCACGCCGCAGCAAACCAAAUCCUCCAUCUUCGAAAACAAAAACCACCAAUCAACAGCUCCACCGGAAAUCCCAUCCCUUCAAAUGACACAACAGAAACCGCAAUCGAAUUCCGAAAUGUCCGAUUCUCGUACCCUACCCGGCCCGAGCUCCCAGUCCUCCGAGGCUUGAACUUCAAGAUCUACCAUGGCCAAACAAUCGGCAUCGUCGGCGCCUCUGGCUGCGGCAAAACCACCAUUAUCACCCUCCUUGAACGCUUCUAUGACAUCACUUCCGGCCAGAUUCUGAUCCAUGGCGGAUCUCUGUCGACUUUGGACGUGAAGUCUUACCGCUCGACUGUCGGGCUUGUAUCUCAGGACACAACGCUGUAUCAAGGCUCGAUCCGCGAGAACAUCCUCCUCGGUAUGCCGGAUGGUGAGGUUUCCGAGGAGACCUUGAUCGAAGCAUGUAAGUCCGCCAACAUCCACGCCUUCAUUUCUUCCUUGCCGGAAGGUUACAACACCGACGCCGGAUCUCGCGGACUCGCUUUAUCCGGGGGUCAACGCCAACGCAUCGCCAUCGCGCGGGCCCUUGUCCGAAAUCCAGCGAUUCUUCUUCUUGACGAAGCGACGAGUGCCCUGGACACCCAAAGCGAGGAGGUGGUGCAGAAGGCGCUGGAGACCGCCUCGAAAGGGAGGACCACCGUUGCGGUCGCGCAUAGAUUGUCCACGGUGAGGGGUGCCGAUCGUAUCUUUGUGCUGGACAAUGGGAAAGUGGUUGAGGCGGGGACGCAUGCGGAGUUGGUGAAGAGGAGGGGCAGGUAUUGGGAGAUGGUGCUGGCGCAGAGUCUGGAUCGAGAGGCGAAAUGA